Molecule: messenger RNA, 478 nt
Organism: Zychaea mexicana
Lineage: Eukaryota; Fungi; Mucoromycota; Mucoromycetes; Mucorales; Lichtheimiaceae
Product: cytochrome P450
Exons: 3
Coding region: 41-478 (145 amino acids)
Molecular function (GO): oxidoreductase activity, acting on paired donors, with incorporation or reduction of molecular oxygen; iron ion binding; monooxygenase activity
Source: RefSeq, a predicted model, not a curated record
CGUUGCAGGCUCUGAUACAACUGCAGUCAUAGCAUCAUGAAUGAUGCUUAGUUUGUGUUGUCACCAUGAAGCCCAACAUAAAUUACGAGAAGAGGUCGAUCAAUUCAUUGCAGAAAAUGAACGCUUGCCGACAAUGCAACUACCGCAUCUGAUAUCAGCAACAAAAGAAUGCAUGCGAUAUCGUCCCAUCGCUAGUCCUUUUGGUAUUCUUCACGAAACAACUGAGGAUCUGUUAUGCCGCGGGUAUUUUAUUCCCAAGGGAACUUCAAUUGCUUACAACAUGCGGGCAAUGCAUGAGAGCCCUGACGUCUAUGACGACCCUGACAAAUUUAUUCCGAAUCGUUUCUUGAAUCGAUUAAAACCAAUGUCAGCUCUCGCUAACGGCCCAAUUCAUGAAAGAGAUCAUUAUAACUUUGGAUGGGGACGACGUACAUGCCCAGGAAUUCACCUGAUAAAUGAUUGUAUUGCAUAUGUAUAG